AUGAACGGCUAUGUCGCCAGCCCAGAUCUGCCUCCCCCCCCUCCGCUCAUCUUUGUCCGCGCCCUGUACAACUAUGAUGCCGAUGACCAUACCAGUUUGAGCUUUCGUCAGGGCGAUAUAAUUCAGGUCUUGACUCAGUUGGAGAGUGGUUGGUGGGAUGGGGUAAUCAAUGAUGUUCGGGGCUGGUUCCCCAGCAACUAUACCGUCGAAAUCGGGGGUGAUGAAUCCAGUGCCUCUGCUCAUGAAGGAAGCGAGACCGGUUCUGGCACCGGCACCGAGGAGGAAUAUGACGACGAAGAGGAUGACUCUGACAGUCACACCCAGGAUGAAGACUCUGAUUUACCCAUAGAAGGUGGCACCGCUCAUCCCCAGGAAGAAGCCGCUUUUUGGGUGCCUCAAGCCACCCCAGAUGGCCGAUUGUUUUACUUCAACACCCUGACAGGUGUCAGUACCAUGGAGCUGCCUCUGGAAACUCCAACAACCUCAGAGGAGACUGGACCACGCGAUCGCAAUCAUUUCCAUGUUCCUGAACAGACCAGGCCACCACCAGAGAUGAUGGCCCAGGGUUAUGGCCAGAAUGAGGAAGAUUAUGAUGGCUCUGCCUCCGAGGCCGAUGGUGAACAAUCCCUAAGAUCUUCACGCAAAAAGAGUUCCAUGACUUCUGGCAGCAUCUCCACUUCCACUUCCAUGGACUCUAUCGAUAUCAGCGCUGCCCGGCAGGCUGGUAAUUCGGUUCCUCCUCACCUCAACACUUUUGGCUCUCACACCGGGAUUUCCAUGGCUCUUCCUCCCCUGGGAACGACUUCCACCUCAUUUACUGUACCGCCGCAACCCAGACUCACCAAAUCACCCACGCCGAGAUUCUUUCUGGACGACGCUGUGGCUGCACCUGUCACCUGGGGUGUUCUCGUCGAGAACAUGCGAUCGGCUAUUGAAGCCUAUCGACGCGCCAUUCGAAGCCACGCCCGUGCUGAUUACGUUCGAAGAGCCGAAGAUAUCUCCGAUCACUUGCGCAUGCUGCUGGCUGCUGGUUCAGGCACAACUGACAAUCACUCAGGCAAUCCAUCAAUCAUCUCAUCUAAUAAAGCUUUAUAUCCCCACUUCCGUGAGAUGAUGUCGAAAUUCUCAAAAUUGGUGCUGUCUUCGCAUAUUGCAGCCGCCGACUGGCCAGGUCCAGAUGCUCUGACCAAGUGCUUGCAAGAGGCUGACGGUGUGCUGAACGGUGUAUAUGGCUAUGUCGAGGUGGCUCGACAGCAAAGAGGAGAAGAGAUCCCCCGCCUCAAUCCAGGUUUCAUAAUGGGCAGCACCGUUGGCGGUGGCUGGCGUGAUAAUAAUAUCGACAGUCAGUCGAAACUCGAUGAAGUUUCGUUUAUGGACUCGAGUGAUGAGAUCCGCUCUCGUCCAUCUGCGCCACUAGACGCCAAUCUACUCCGAUUCAUUGAAGAUUGCAAAAAGAACCUCACAACUUCCCUACGCCGCCUGGAGGAGGCGCUGCAACUGACAGAAAAGAUUGCGACACCCACCCGACAAGCUGACAUAGGCGAUAUGAUAUGCCAUAAGGCUGGUGCUGCACUCGAUCAAUUCCGACCAUGGAUUCAGCAUGUUGAAUCCAUUGAUUUGUCUGCACUGGGCAACGUUUUCCAGAAACCUUCAUUGGUGGAUUUUGGGACACAGAAACAGAAGGCAUAUGACUCGAUCGGCGAGCUGGUAGCAACGUGCCAGGCUAUAACCGCUCCUCUGCCUGAUGAAUGGGCGGAAACCAGGGGCGAGUCUCUGGAUAUCCGCAUGCACCAUGCCCGAACGGCGAGCAAACAACUUGAAACUUAUGUCUCCAAUGUCACCUACGCACUUCAACUGUUACUUCCAGCAACAACCUUGAACGCCCCAAGUUCCACCAACAAGCGGGACCACCGUAUGACGGAUGGUGGAGAAACUUAUCAAAACCAUCACUUACGAGGAGAUUCGACUCACGCUGCAAAUUUUCGACCGGCGCUGGCAGAUCUUGGGCAGUCUAAGUCGUAUACUCUCGGGCAAGAACCACCGGAGGGCACGGCUGAGAAACCACGGCGCCCCACGAAGGACAAGGCGAGGCAAUUUUUUGGCCAGUUGCCCCCCAAUCUCACGAGUAUCAAGACGGCAAACGAACCACCUUUCAAUGCUGGAGAAGAAGUACCAUGGUAUUUGCAGCUUGAUCAUCCAGACGAAGUGCAGUAUGACACUCGAAACGAAGUUGUCCAAGUCAAGAGUGGCACUCUGACUGGAUUAGUGGAGCAGCUGACACGCCACGACCGUCCCGAUACCACCUUUGCGACAAUCUUCUUGCUCACCUAUCGAUCUUUUACAUCUGCAGCGGAGCUGUUUGAGCUUCUUGUGAGAAGAUUUAAUCUACAACCACCCAAAGGACUCGCACGUGAUGAAUUGUCAAUCUGGGAAGAGCAUAAACAGAAACCCGCUCGUUUCAGGGUCUUGAAUAUCCUCAAAUCCUGGCUUGAACAAUAUUGGAUGGAGAGUGACGAUGCGGAAAGCCAAGCGCUUCUUGAACGAAUAUUGGCAUUUGCCAAGAGUACAUAUACAAGCACCAAGAUCGGAUUGGCGAAAGUCCUGAUCAAUUUGGUGGACCAGCGAAUGAAGGGUUUAGAAACGACGUCGAAGAAGUUGAUCUUGACUUUGAACAACUCGGCCCCAGCACCCAUUCUGCCCAAGAACAUGAAGAAGUUGAAGUUCCUUGAUAUCGACCCCACGGAGUUUUCCAGACAGUUGACUAUCAUCGAGUCUAAGCUGUAUGGCAAGAUCAAGCCCGUUGAGUGCCUGGCAAAGACUUGGGAAAAGAAAGGGCAAACAGACACCGAACCCGCGCCUAAUGUUCAGGCCUUGAUUUUGCAUUCAAAUCAACUGACAAACUGGGUGGCUGAGAUGAUCUUGGCUCAUCCCGAACUCAAGAAACGAGUGGCUGUGAUCAAGCAAUUUGUGGCCAUUGCUGACAGAUGUCGAGCGCUGAACAAUUUCUCGGCUGUGACAGCGAUCAUAUCAGCCCUGGGAACUUCACCAAUCUUGCGACUGAAUCGCACCUGGCAACAACUCAAUCCUAAAACACAAGCAUUACUGGAAUCAAUGCGCUCGUUAAUCUCUACGUCCAAGAACUUUUCACUCUAUCGUGAGACACUACAUGCCGCGACUCCUCCUUGUAUACCAUUCUUGGGAGUAUAUUUGACGGAUCUGAUUUUCAUCGAGGAUGGUAUUGCGUCUUUAAUGAAGGGUUCGGAGCUCAUCAACUUUGCCAAACGGACCAAAACCGCUGAGGUCAUCCGCGAUAUACAGUCAUAUCAGAAUGUCCCUUACGGUCUGAAUCCAGUGCCUGAAUUGCAAGAAUGGAUCACAGAAAACAUGAGAAACGCCGGUGACGUGCAAGAAAUUGGAAUGUAUAACCAGAGUUUGAAGAUCGAACCCCGAGAACGAGAAGAAGAAAAGAUUGCCCGAUUGUUGUCAGAAUCUGGCUUCCUAUAG
Molecule: messenger RNA, 3504 nt
Organism: Exophiala aquamarina CBS 119918
Lineage: Eukaryota; Fungi; Ascomycota; Eurotiomycetes; Chaetothyriales; Herpotrichiellaceae
Exons: 2
Coding region: 1-3504 (1167 amino acids)
Biological process (GO): positive regulation of GTPase activity; Ras protein signal transduction
Cellular component (GO): plasma membrane
Molecular function (GO): guanyl-nucleotide exchange factor activity; protein binding
Source: RefSeq, a predicted model, not a curated record